Molecule: messenger RNA, 900 nt
Organism: Neoarthrinium moseri
Lineage: Eukaryota; Fungi; Ascomycota; Sordariomycetes; Amphisphaeriales; Apiosporaceae
Exons: 1
Coding region: 1-900 (299 amino acids)
Source: RefSeq, a predicted model, not a curated record
AUGAGGCCACAUCGCAUACCAGUAGAUGCUGUACUUGACGAAGAGGACAUGUUUCGCAUUCAUCGACAAAGUCCGAUGCGCAUGAUUGCUCCGAUAGUUGACGUGCGGUCUCCUGAUUCCCCCGGCAUUAUUAUAUCUCCUUUCGUGGAUCUACCUAUUCCAAACUGCCGUCUCAGUUUCGGAAGCUUCGACUUUGCGACCGUUGGCGCGGUUCCGACCAAACAUACUUCAAACAGCAGACCCGUGAGCCCCUGCUCGAGCGCCUAUUCGAAAGAUGAGGAUGAGGUGAGCCCCCUAUCUGCUGGUUCAGAUAGCUCCAUGGUUAUAAGAACACCGGAAGAGGAUGAGAAACACAGAGAGCCAAGCACAAUUAGUGGCCGUAGCCUGUUAAGCAUAGAUUCUGGGGAUUCACCCAUCAAAACUACUACUCUCCAGGUUUCAGCAGUUAUCAUCCGUCGCGAUGUUCCCCAGCUGGACAGCGCUCCUAGGCGACGCAAGAAGAGACAAUAUUUCCAAGCUGCCGAGAAAUCGGUGGAUUCCCCCACCGGCUUUGCUCGCCGCGUCCAGGUCCGAAGUCAGUCCCUUACCGUCCCUGUUCCGCCACCUCAGAGAUUUCAUAAAGUGUUCGCCGGCUGCGAACAGCACUACUUUCGACCCGCCUUUGGCUGUCACGGCUGCCGCCGCGGAAUCUUCGUGGAGCACGGUGAGCCAACUGAGAUAGACACGAUACGUGGUUGCCGGUCUGCUCCGCCCAUGUUGGUAAGAGUCCAAAUUCCGAAGUCGCGAUUCGAGUCAGCCGUACAACCUCUUUGUCACUGCGAUAAGCUCAAGGAUGCGAAAUGCUUUACGUGCUUGGAGAGAGAUGCGCAAAGUGCUGUCGUUGGUGCCAGCUUUUUCUGA